AUGGACCCAAUUAAGACACGGAGUCUGGAGGUCACCGUUAUAUCCGGAGAGAACCUUUGCAUCGUUCAGAAACCGGUGACGGAGGACGUGUAUGUGGUGGUCCGGACGGAGUCGUUAAAGUGCUGGACCACGAAAAUGGCGAAGCAAGGAGGAGAGAGCUUAAGUUCAGGGCACAGCACUACAUGGAACGAGAGGUUGAUGGUGGAGGCGCCAUUGCAUGCAAAGUCUAUUACAUUCGAAGUUCAGUGUAAGACGUCGAAAGGUUUGGUUCGACCCAUUGGGUUGGCCAGAAUAGCCAUUUCGGAUGUGGUGCCAAAGGACGAGGCAUGUUCGGAGGUGUUGAAUUAUAGGCUGAGGAAUUGGGAAGGAAGGAGAAGCGGGGGGUGA
This is a messenger RNA of Neltuma alba, 387 nucleotides long. RefSeq lists its product as uncharacterized. Bases 1 to 387 code for a protein of 128 amino acids. NCBI's taxonomy places the organism in Eukaryota, Viridiplantae, Streptophyta, Magnoliopsida, Fabales, Fabaceae. The record is from RefSeq and is a predicted model, not a curated record. The transcript has a single exon.